Messenger RNA from Dictyostelium discoideum AX4, 1434 nucleotides. RefSeq lists its product as hypothetical. The coding region runs from base 1 to 1434 and encodes 477 amino acids. The record is from RefSeq and is a predicted model, not a curated record. Gene Ontology annotation, cellular component: endomembrane system. NCBI's taxonomy places the organism in Eukaryota, Evosea, Eumycetozoa, Dictyosteliales, Dictyosteliaceae. The transcript has 2 exons.
AUGUUGGUUGAAUCAUUUCUUAGGUUAAAACUUAAGAGUAGUAGUGGUAGUGGUAGCGGUAACAGUGAUGAUGAUAUUAAUGGAUACAAUAUAAAUUUAUAUUAUAUUUUAGGAAUUAUAGAUGGAUUACUAUUCUUAUGGGCAUUAUUCCAAUUAAUUAGAAUACUCAUAUAUAGUAGAAAUGGUGCAAAAAAUUUAAAACCAAAACUUAUUUUUCAUUUUAUCAUUGCUGUUACAAUGUUAGUAAGAAGUGGAUUCUUUUUUUCAUCACAAAAGAUUAAUAACUAUGAUAUUGUUCUUAUUUGGUAUGAGGUAUCAAGUAUGUUAUUGUUUGUAGGAUAUGGUUGUUUAUUAUUAUUUUGGAUGGAAUUAUAUUCAAGAUUCUCUCAACCAUUUACAACGGCAAAAGAUUUUUGGAAUAUUUGGAUACCAAGAGUAGUGGUAUUCACAACGAUAAUGGUUUUAGCUUUGGUUGGUUGGAUUGUAACCUUAACAAUAUGGGGUAAAACUGAAGAUAGAAGAUUAUUAUUAGAUCAAAUCAUUGAAGGUAUAAUUAGUGGAUUGUUUUUAGUUGCAGGAUUUGGUUUCUUAAUUUAUGGUAUCUUAUUAUUUGUAUCAUUUAAAAAAUUAGAUAAACAUAAUAAAAUUAUAAAUAGUAAUAAUAUUAAUAAUAAUAAUAAUAAUAAUAAUAAUAAUAAUAAUAAUAAUAAUAAUAAUAAUAGUAAUAAUAUAAUAAUACCGAAUGGUAAUAAUAAUAAUGAAAUUAAUAAUAAUAAUAAAAUAAAUAUAAGUGGUGGUAUAAGUAGUAGUGGUAAUAAUAAUAAAGGUCAUCAUUUAUUAAUUAAUAAUAAUGGAAGAAAAAGAAAAGGUAUAUUACAAUCACCACCAGAGGCGAUUAGAGCAGCAGUUGUUGGUAGUAUUUGUACAGUUUGUUUUUGUAUUAGAUCGAUUAUCACAUUGUACAGUAUUCGUGAAUCGAUUAAUGAUCCAAAUCAGUCUGGUACAACAUCAUUUAAUUUGGGUUGGGAAUUUGAAUUGGCUUAUUUCUUUAUGACUGAAAUUUUACCAACAGUUUUAAUGAUGUUUAGGUUAAGAAAAAUGAAAAAGAAGAGAGCUUUAUUAUUAAGUGAUCCACAACAACAGCAACCUCAAAAUAAUAGAUAUUCAUCUCAAUAUUCAUUAUUAACAUCUGCUUCAUUUAAUCAUCUUGUAAAAUCAAAUAAAAAUAAUAUUAAUAAUAAUAAUAAUAAUAAUAAUAAUAAUAAUAAUUACCAUAAUAAUAUUAACUCACCAUUAAUAUUAAAACAUGAUGAAUAUAAUAAUUAUUCUUCCUCAUCUUCUUACUCAUCAUCAAAUAGUGAAUCUGAUGAAGAGUCUUCCUCUGAAUCUUCUGCAAUUCCACCAUCUUACAAAACUACAAUAUUACAUCAAUAA